Cheilinus undulatus (humphead wrasse) is the source of this 1059-nucleotide messenger RNA. It is a transcript of the gene lzic, whose product is annotated as leucine zipper and CTNNBIP1 domain containing. Bases 218 to 787 code for a protein of 189 amino acids. NCBI's taxonomy places the organism in Eukaryota, Metazoa, Chordata, Actinopteri, Labriformes, Labridae. Gene Ontology annotation, molecular function: beta-catenin binding. The record is from RefSeq and is a predicted model, not a curated record. The transcript is spliced from 7 exons.
UUCACUAACCUCAAACUCUUCGACUAACAUUAAAUAAUUUUAACCGAAAUUGAAAGAAGUUAGUCUUUGUGGUUAAUCAUUUUUCACCGAAGUUCACCCCAGUUAUUACGUUAUUUUUUUUAUACAGUUGUCAGCUGAUGCAAAUGUCAACUCACUGAACGACUGAUUUACAACUGUUUACAAAGAGAGACCUGGUUGGAAAUACUCUGAACAAAACAUGGCUUCUCGGGGGAAAUCGGAAACUGGAAAAUUGAGGCAAAAUAUGGAAGAACAACUUGACAGACUGAUGCAGCAACUUCAGGAUCUGGAGGAAUGCAGGGAAGAAUUGGAUGAAGAAGAGUAUGAGGAGACAAAAAAUGAAACAUUAGAGCAGCUGAGUGAAUUCAAUGACUCUUUGAAGAAGAUCAUGACAGGAGAUAUGACACUUGUGGACGAACUAAGUGGAAUGCAGCUGGCAAUCCAGGCUGCCAUCAGCCAGGCAUUCAAAACCCCGGAAGUGAUUCGACUUUUUGCAAAGAAGCAGCCAGGACAGCUGAGGACCAGACUAGCAGAGAUGGAUCGAGAUGUCAUGGUGGGGAAACUAUCUCGGCAUGUGUACACCCAGCAGAAAAUGGAAAUCCUCACAGCCUUGAGAAAACUUGGAGAGAAGCUCACUUCAGAGGAUGAGACUUUUCUCACUGAAAAUGCCACAGCCACUCUGAGCCAGUUUGAAAAAGUGACUGCAAACUCAGGCUCUGAAGACAAAAUAAUGGCUUUGGCUAGCUCUGGAGUGAAAACAAAUGCGUAGUUGUUUUACAGAAUGUUAAUAUUAAGUCCUUUUUUAUUAUCCAGACAAGAAAUGUGCCAAUUGAUCAUUGAUUUUGUAAACAAUCAAUGCACUUGUAGGUGUUUCUGAAUAUCCUAACACUUUUUAAGCAGUAUUGUUUAACAGUCCUAAGAUUUGUAAAUGGCUUUUAUUCGUCCAUGUAAGUAUUGAUUGUAUCAAUGGUACAAAGAUUUGAUUUGUUGAAUGUGAAGGUUUGUACAUGAAUGUGAACAGGCAGUUCAAGAGAAAAGUUA